This is a messenger RNA of Sinocyclocheilus anshuiensis, 1663 nucleotides long. RefSeq names its product tumor necrosis factor receptor superfamily member 14-like. The coding region runs from base 1 to 753 and encodes 250 amino acids. NCBI's taxonomy places the organism in Eukaryota, Metazoa, Chordata, Actinopteri, Cypriniformes, Cyprinidae. The transcript is spliced from 7 exons. Gene Ontology annotation, molecular function: protein binding. The record is from RefSeq and is a predicted model, not a curated record. Gene Ontology annotation, biological process: defense response to Gram-negative bacterium; negative regulation of alpha-beta T cell proliferation; positive regulation of peptidyl-tyrosine phosphorylation. Gene Ontology annotation, cellular component: external side of plasma membrane.
AUGGAGAAGCUUACAAAAAAAUACCAGCUUGCUGUUGUGGUUGAACCUACGUUUGAAACCUUCCAAUGGGAUAAGUUCCCUGAGGAACCCAAGCUUCUCCAUCACGUCAAAGUCACAACAGGUUUUUAUCAUCUCUCAGUUGGAAGUACUUGUGGUCCAAAUGAAUAUAGACCUUUUGGCCGAGAAUGUUGUCCAAUGUGCAAUAGAGGGUCAGUGGUGUACCGUGACUGCACUGGUGAUUUCAGUACCACAUGUAUACCCUGCAGUCCAGGAACAUUCAUGAGUGAGCCCAAUGGUCUUUAUCAGUGCUUCCCAUGCAGACAAUGUGCUGAAAGUCAAGGUCUUUACAUCCAGAGUAAAUGCACUGCAGUAAGAGACACCAUCUGUGAUGUACUUGAUGGAUAUCGCUGCGUUCGCUUCUCCAAUUCAGAGUGCCUUCAUGCUGAAAAACACAGAGUUUGCAAACCAGGACAAGAAACAAAAACACCAGGGACAAAGGCAUCAGAUACAGAAUGUGUGGACUGCGCUUCUGGGUUUUAUUCUCCAUCAGGGCUGAGCUGCACCAAAUGGACAGACUGUGCAGCCAGAAAUGAGAUUCAGGCAGAAGAUGGCAGUCCUGUAAAAGAUGUCACAUGUGAACAGAAGCCAAAGGAAAUAUAUGGUCUUGUAGAUUUAAUUGCCGCUUCCUUAGCAGAAUUCUACAGAAGUUUAUUCUUUGAAGUUCAGAAGGCCAAUAAUGAAGAAAAAAAGUGACGUUUAUCCAGGAGCCUCAGCACAGGGCACUUGACAGGUAGCAUCAUUUUGAGUAGCCACAUUCUGAAAUCCUGGCAACAGUUUGUGGAGACCACCAUGCCAUUAAUUAAUUUUAAUUUUAGAUUUAUUUUUUGAUAAAUAUAAACUGUAGUUAUUUUUGAAUGGAUCUAUAUGAAAGAAAUUCUGAUAAAAGGUCUAUACCACUGAUCUAUAUAUGUAUGACUGGAUUACUCAUAGAAUUCUAAACUACCAGCAUGCGGGAAGUGUUGAAGUGGUCAUAUUGCUAUUCCACACUGGCAUCAUUGACUGACAGCUUAAUUGUUUCUUUGGCUGUUGUCUGAAAUAUUUAUGGUCUUUUCAUGCAGCAUAAUCAAUAUAGUAUAGAAAUUGCUGAUGAGUGUCUACUGCACACUCCUGGAGCAUAUAUAUCGGAUCAUUAGCAGAAACUGAUGAGUGUACAAUAACUAUUACAAUACAAGCAUUUUACUAUAUCGUACUAAUAUUAAAAUAAUUCAGUGUUUACAAUGCAUCAUCUUGUUUGGAGCAACAGUAUAAAUGCUUGGAAAUAAAGCUUUGUUUCUUUAAGGCCAUAUGCAGUCAGCAUUAUUUCUAUGAAUAAGUUGUGAAGAGUAUAUUUUAUUUCAUUAUGUUUUUAUCCCUCUGUUAUUGGGCACACUGAAUUAUCAUGGCUGGCCGUGAAUAUCACAUUUCUACAGUGGCAUUAUUUAGAAACUAUUGCUUCUGUAUGAUGCUUCAUCCAGUCCAACAUAAAAAUAACACUCAAAUAGAUCACCCUAAAUAAAACCUCCUUAAAUUGUGUUUGCUUGCCUAAACACAUAUCCAAAUCAUUCCCCCAAUCUGGCCACUUGAAAUGCAAAAUGAGCGGAUGUUAAAUCAGUUGUGGAACAGA